AUGGACAGUUUCAUUGAAGACAAAGUGUGGCUAGGCUUUGACUUGAGUACACAACAGCUCAAGUCGAUCGCCAUCAACGAGAACCUGGAAGUGGUUUGCGAGGCAAGUGUUCAGUUUGACAGUGACCUGCCCGAGUUUCGAACCACCGGCGGAGUGCAUCGUCAUGAGGACAAUCAGACCGCCACUGCACCGGUGUUGAUGUGGGUGAAGGCACUGGAGCUGAUACUGGACCGACUGCGCGUCAACGGCCUCGACUUCAGCCAGGUGGUGGGCAUCUCCGGCUCUGGUCAGCAGCACGGCAGCGUCUACUGGAAGCGAGGGGCCCGGGCGGUGUUGCAAUCGCUGCAGGGUGGCAAGUUUCUGCAUGAGCAGCUCUCGCAGUGUUUUGCCCUCGGCGAGUCGCCCAUCUGGAUGGACUCCAGCACCAGCAGAGAGUGCCGCCAGCUGGAGGCACACCUCGGUGGCGCCCAGCACCUGGCGGAGGUCACCGGCUCGAGGGCUUACGAACGCUUCACCGCUAGUCAGAUCGCCAAGAUCGCCCACACCAAGGCUGAAGUGUACAGCAGCACUGAGCGCAUCAGUCUGGUAAGCAGCUUCCUCGCCUCCCUCUUCAUCGGCGACUACGCGCCUAUCGACCUCUCUGAUGGCUCUGGCAUGAACCUGUUGGACAUCAAGGAGAAACGCUGGUCGUCAGAGUGUCUGCAGUUUUGUGGAACAGAGCUAGAGGCGAAACUGGGCUCAGAGGUGGUGCCCUCCAGUCAGGUGAUCGGUCCGCUGAGUGAGUACUUUGUGGAGCGAUACGGCUUCCACAAGGACUGCUACGUGGUGGCAUUCACCGGCGACAAUCCCGCCUCACUGGCAGGCAUGUGUCUCGGGCCAAACGAUGUAGCCAUCAGUCUGGGGACCAGUGACACAGCCUUCCUCUCGCUCAGUACUCCGAAACCGGCACUUGACGGGCACAUCUUCUGCAAUCCCAUUAAUGAGGAGCACUUUAUGGGACUGAUCUGCUUCAAAAACGGAUCGCUGACACGUGAACGAAUUCGCAAUACUUGCGCCGAUGCCAGCUGGGACAUCUUCAAUCAGCUGCUCGAGUCGACCCCUCGAGGUGCCUUUGGCAACAUUGGCUUCUACCUCGACCUGCCGGAAAUAUAUCCCGUCGUUUCGGGUGACUUUCGCUACAACCGCUUCGACAAUGAGGUAACUUCAUUCGCUGCUGAGGUGGAAAUUCGCGCCUGUGUAGAGAGUCAGUUCCUUCGACUGCGCAUCCAUGCAGAGAACCUUGGCUUCAAGAGAAGCAACAGCACUCGAGUUCUGGCCACUGGAGGUGCAUCGGCCAAUCAUUCCAUCAUUGCUGUGCUCGCUGAUGUCUUCAAUGCACCCGUCUACACCUACUCCAUUCCCAAUUCAGCAGUGCUCGGAUCGGCACUGCUAGCGAAAUAUGCCAAAGAAAAGGAAACCACCUCUUACUAUGACAUGGUACUCAAACUAAACGCAAACUUUAAGCUGGUUACAAAACCGUCACCGGAUGCUGGCGAAAUCUACGACUCACUAGCGGAAAGAUACCGCAAACUUGAAGACAAGUUAGAAAGCAAAGCAAAUGGUGAUUAG
Messenger RNA from Rhagoletis zephyria (snowberry fruit fly), 1608 nucleotides. The record is from RefSeq and is a predicted model, not a curated record. NCBI's taxonomy places the organism in Eukaryota, Metazoa, Arthropoda, Insecta, Diptera, Tephritidae.